Messenger RNA from Lycium ferocissimum, 1166 nucleotides. RefSeq lists its product as uncharacterized. The transcript is spliced from 2 exons. Bases 43 to 483 code for a protein of 146 amino acids. The record is from RefSeq and is a predicted model, not a curated record. Lineage: Eukaryota; Viridiplantae; Streptophyta; Magnoliopsida; Solanales; Solanaceae.
GAGGAUGCUAUUCCCUUUGAGGGAUUAGAUCAUGCGGAGCGAAUGGACUCUCGAUUCCGGGCUCCUUUUGUUGCAUUUGUUGGGGAGCGUGCAUUUCCAGGUGCGACAACGUUAAAUUCUCCCUCUUCUACUUCUGCCACUCCUCCUCCAGCCGAAUUGGCCGUACAACCAGCUUCAUCCCCUGAUCGUCGAAGGAGAUCGGCUUUUCAGAACCGCCCAUCGUCUCCUCUCCCUAAGGAACUAGUGGACCAAUACCCGGCCCCGAUAGAUGACUCUUUUGGAUUGCGGAGCGUUUCUUUCAUGGUUCCAACGAAGUGCCACCUCCUAGCAAAGCCCGUUGGGGUGGCCAACUACAUGAAGCAUGUGGCCACCGAUAAAGACCGGAGGAAGAUGCACAAAGUCUCAUCCGAGUGCGUUAUCAACGCUGGCAUGCAUGCUGCUGCCCAGCCAACCUUCUCUGUGGAAAUGGGCUCCAGAGAAUGAUAGAGGAGAAAACAGAACUUGUGGCUGAGAAGGACAGAUCUGUCGUGGAGCGGAUCCUGGCCGCUGAGGCCAAACUUUCAAAAAUUGAAGAGCUUGAGGCCAAGCUCAAGCAAGUGGAGGCGGAAAAGAAAGCUUACAGCCAACAGGCCGAUCUCCUCCAAACUCAAGUCUUUGAGUGGAAAGGAAAAUGCAGCCAAGCUCAGGACUCACUGAUCAGUAUGGUGGAGCAAGUAUCCGGUCUUGAAGCGGAUGUCCGAGUUCUUAAGGAAUGUCUCCGGGCCAAGACUUAAGAAGUCGAGGCAAUCUAGAAGGAGAACGAGGUGGUGCAAGUCAGAAUGUCCAGUUUGAAAAACCAAGAGAUAUUUAUCAUUUAAUAUCUAUUUUAUCCUUUUAUUAAGUAAUAUUCAUUUCAACGCCGGCUCAAGGGUGAAGCGCCUUAAGCAAUUGCUUUAGACCUCCCCUAAUUGAGGGCCCCAAUUUUCUUUUACGGUUAAUAUUUAAUAAAAAUUGUACUCCUUUUCAAAAAAAGAAGUAUUGUACUCAUAUAAAAUUAUAAAUUAGUGUUAUUAAAAAUAUAUUAAAUUUAUGCUUAUUUUUGAGAAUGCGAUAGAUAUUGUUUAAAUAAUUACUUGAAUUUCAUAAUAAACAUGUAAUAUGGGGGAAACAAAUUUGAUGACGAUAUU